Syngnathus acus (greater pipefish) is the source of this 1560-nucleotide messenger RNA. RefSeq names its product tubulin alpha chain-like. Gene Ontology annotation, biological process: microtubule cytoskeleton organization; mitotic cell cycle. NCBI's taxonomy places the organism in Eukaryota, Metazoa, Chordata, Actinopteri, Syngnathiformes, Syngnathidae. The transcript has 4 exons. Gene Ontology annotation, cellular component: microtubule; cytoplasm. Gene Ontology annotation, molecular function: structural constituent of cytoskeleton; GTP binding. Bases 130 to 1479 code for a protein of 449 amino acids. The record is from RefSeq and is a predicted model, not a curated record.
ACUGUUACCCGGGGCGGAGACUGUUACGUCAUCACUCCUCCUCACUUUGCACAACGGAGACUGCAGAAACGCGGGCACCUUCACUGGAAGACUACUUUUAUCUUCUCUCAACAUCUUCUACAAGACAUCAUGCGUGAGUGCAUUUCUAUCCAUGUUGGUCAGGCUGGAGUCCAGAUUGGCAAUUCCUGCUGGGAAUUGUACUGCCUGGAACAUGGGAUCCAGCCUGAUGGACAGAUGCCCAGUGACAAGACAAUUGGGGGUGGAGAUGAUUCCUUCAACACCUUUUUCAGUGAGACUGGAGCUGGAAAACACGUCCCCAGGGCCGUUUUUGUGGACCUGGAGCCCACAGUCAUUGAUGAGGUGCGCACUGGAUCCUACCGCCAGUUGUUCCACCCUGAGCAGCUGAUCACUGGCAAAGAGGACGCUGCGAACAACUAUGCUCGUGGUCACUACACCAUUGGCAAGGAGAUAAUUGACUUGGUGCUGGACAGGAUCCGCAAACUGGCCGACCAGUGCACCGGUCUCCAGGGUUUCCUGGUGUUCCACAGCUUCGGAGGUGGCACUGGCUCUGGCUUCACCUCUCUUCUGAUGGAGCGACUCUCUGUAGACUAUGGCAAGAAGUCCAAGCUGGAGUUCUCCAUCUACCCAGCUCCCCAGGUUUCUACCGCUGUGGUGGAGCCCUACAACUCUAUCCUGACCACCCACACCACACUUGAGCACUCCGACUGUGCUUUUAUGGUGGAUAAUGAGGCCAUUUACGAUAUUUGCAGAAGGAACCUCGACAUUGAGCGUCCAAGUUAUACCAACCUGAACAGGUUGAUCAGUCAGAUCGUCUCCUCCAUCACAGCUUCCCUUCGUUUCGACGGCGCCCUUAAUGUUGAUCUGACAGAAUUUCAGACCAACUUGGUGCCAUAUCCUCGCAUCCACUUCCCUCUGGCCACCUACGCCCCGGUCAUUUCGGCCGAGAAGGCGUAUCACGAGCAGCUGUCGGUGUCGGAAAUCACCAACGCCUGCUUCGAGCCGGCCAAUCAGAUGGUGAAGUGCGACCCUCGUCACGGCAAAUACAUGGCGUGCUGCCUUUUGUACCGUGGCGACGUGGUUCCAAAAGAUGUCAACGCUGCCAUCGCCUCCAUCAAAACCAAGCGGUCCAUCCAGUUUGUGGAUUGGUGCCCGACUGGUUUCAAGGUGGGCAUUAACUACCAGCCACCCACUGUGGUUCCUGGUGGAGACCUGGCCAAGGUCCAGAGGGCCGUGUGCAUGUUGAGCAACACCACCGCUGUUGCGGAGGCGUGGGCUCGACUCGACCACAAGUUUGAUCUGAUGUACGCCAAGCGCGCCUUCGUGCACUGGUACGUGGGCGAAGGCAUGGAGGAGGGUGAAUUCUCUGAGGCCAGAGAAGACAUGGCAGCACUUGAGAAAGAUUAUGAAGAAGUUGGAGUCGACUCCGUUGAGGGUGAAGACGAGGAAGGAGAGGAGUAAAAAUGCACUGUGGUGCAGGUUAACCGGUUAUGUGGAAUUAAGGGUCUAAUGCAUUUCAAAAUAAACCCCUGCUCUAAAUAA